GGGCUGUGGGGGUGGCUCUGAGGAUGGAUGGUCUGCAGGGAAGCCCUCCGCGUGUGGGGUCUCCGUCUGGGGAGGGACUCCUAAGGUCGCCUCCUGUGUGACGGAGGAGUCCUGUGUGGGGUCUCCGGGAAAGCAGUCUUUUGCGGGGGCAGCCAGCGCCUGAGCGGGGGCCUGAUCUCCCGAUGCAGGGCGGGCGGGGUGUCUGGAGCAGCCCUUGAGGGCCGCCCCUGCGCGUGUCCGAGUCCCUGUGUGGGGUCUCAGAGCUGGCGCCUGGGUUGGCGAUGCCAUGGUGCAGGCUCGUGGGGUCGGGGAUGGGGGCGUUCUCAGCGGGUCGCCGUGGCGUGUGGCGGGAUCCCUCACUGGGGAGUUUUUGGAGGGAUCUUUCAGAAGAGAGAAUAAUGGUCGAGUUCCCACGUGCCUGGUUGGGGGGCGGGACCUGAGCGGGCGCCAGGGGUGCCUGAGAGCAUCGAUUUGGGGGAAAGAGCAGGAAUACAUGGGAGGGACCUCGUAGGGGGGAAGUAACGGUGGGAUCUGCUUGGGGGAACAGAGAUGAAGGGGUCCGCAGUGCGUUGCCCCUUGUGUUGGGUCUCGGGGAGAUGGCGUCGGUGGGAGCCCUGAGGUCGCCCCUCCCCGGCGGCGGCGGCUUUCCCGGAGGGGCGUCAGGCAUUCCUGGCCUCCGGAGGGAAGGAAGCGAAACCUCCCUCUCCCCGCCGGCCCGCGUGGACGCUGGCCCCGAGGCCGCGGGCUCCUGCCGGGGCCCCCUCCCGCCCGGAAGAAGCCGGCCGCUGCGGGCACGGAGAGCCCCGCCCCUGUCCUUAUAUGGGCAGCCGGAAGCGGCUCGCGCGCCGGCCCUGCGUCAUUGCUUCCGAAUUUAGUUCUGGAAGUCUCGCGAAUGCUGUGGCGGGAAGGUUCCGCGCGAGAGUCAGCGGGGCGGAGCCUCCCCUUAAAGGGCCCGCGCCACGAAUGCUAUCCGAACAAGUUUGCAUCUUCUUUUUUUUUGGAGGAACUGGAAACAGGUUUUUUUGGAGCAUUAGCGCGUAGCGGAGGGCGGGGCCGAUGUUUUCAAUUUGUCUCUGCGUUGUUCAAGUUUCCAGCUCCUACCCUAGGCAUGCCUCCCGGGGCGCAAAGGCGGGGCACGGCAGCGUCGGCUGGUGGUGGCAACCACGUGUGCCCGCGGACGGGCGUGCGGCCGGCCGGUUCCUCCGCCUUGCGAGCGCCAAACCCACCCGUGGAGCUCGGGCCGAGGCAAACGGGGGCGAUGCGCAGUGCUGAGCGCAGAAACGGCAGCCCGGGCGGCGCUCGUGUUUGCAGACGUCCGCCGCCCGUGGAGUGGGCAGCUUUGCUCUGGAGCCAGCGGCGCUGCCUGCCUCCUUACUGCCUACAGACGAGGGGAGUGAGCAGGGCUGGCGUGCGCCGGAGAGACGGCAGAGCUGGAGGCCCCCGUGGUCCCCUUUCACCGCAGUGGCGCAUUGAUGCGUUUAGCAAAUAGUGAACGAGUCACUCCACCUCGGUUUCCCCACUUGGAGAAAUGAGGUCUAACGGUGCUCUCCGCGGAGUGGAGCUGAGGGGUCAAUGAGGUAUUUGCGAAAGGAAAGCCCUUAAAAGCACCUGGCACGUAAUAAACGCUGAAUAAGCGUUAGAAUCGUUAUUGAUUCAAACAUCAUCAGGCGCCUGCAGGAUGCUAGGAACUGCCCACGGGGGACGUACCGACUCCUACCCGGGUCUUCCCGGGUGCCCAGGGAAACUUGCCGCCUAUGACCCGCUGGGGCCGCCAGAGGCAAGCACGUGGGUGGGCCCUGGUGCCCACCCGCGGCCCCCUCUCCGGAGCCUGCGCGCGGGCGCAUUGGGGGGCUCCGAGAAAGGAGACACCCCCUCCUCCCCGAUGGCUCAGCGUGGACUGGGGCACGCUCCCCCUCGCCCGGGUUCCCGUCCCUUUGCUCCGCUCGGUAAAUUCCACCCUGUCGCUUUAAGGAGGCUGGAGCCUCGGCGCGCUGGAAAGCCCGGAUGCGGCUCUCUGAUUGGGCGGGGCGGCUCCGGGACUUCCCUCUGGGUAUAAAAGGGCCCGGGUGGCGGAGGCCGGGGCAGAGCGUCGGAGCGGAGUCCCGGCGGGGGGGUGGGCGCGAGCGAGAGCGGAGUCCCAAGUCCCGAGUGCACCUGCUCCCUGUCCCGCGCAGCCCGCGAGGCCCCGCCGUCGAGCCGCCAUGGAGGUGCAGAAGGAGGCGCAGCGCAUCAUGACCCUGUCGGUGUGGAAGAUGUACCACUCGCGCAUGCAGCGCGGCGGCCUGCGGCUACACCGGAGUCUGCAGCUGUCGCUGGUCAUGCGCAGCGCCCGGGAGCUCUACCUCUCGGCCAAGGUGGACGCCCACGAGUCCGAGCCGCCCCUGCCGCCCGCCCCCUCCCCUGACCCUCACCUGCACCCGCCGCGGGAAGCGCACGCCGCGGCCGAGGCAGCGGCCCCCGACGGCGAGCAGCCCUUCCCGGAGCCCAUGGACACGCAGGAGGCGCCGAGAGCCGAGGAGACCCCCGCCCGCUGUGCCCCGCGCCCCGCCAAAGUCAGCCGCAAGCGGCGGAGCAGCAGCCUGAGCGACAGCGGGGACGCUGGACUGGUCCCGAGCAAGAAAGCCCGUCUAGAGGAGGCGGCGGCGGAGGAAGGGUUCUCCUCGGAGCUCCGCGAUCGCCUGCAGCCGCCUCCGGCACAAGCCGAGGGCGCCUUCCCCAACCUGGCGCGCGUCCUGCAGCGGCGCUUCUCCGGUCUCCUGAACUGCACCCCCGCCGCGCCCCCGACGGCGCCCCCGGCGUGCGAGGCGAAGCCGGCCUGCCGCCCGGCGGACAGCAUGCUGAACGUGCUGGUGCGGGCCGUGGUGGCCUUCUGAAGGCCCCCGAGCGGCGCGAUCGGAGCCCAGAGCGCGGCCGUGCCGUCGGCCUGAGUGCGUGGCCCCGAGGCGAGGCCCGCCCCCGGGAGGGCGCCCGCGGAAACCGUGGAGAGGAGCCGCCGCCGGGGCUGCCGAGAGGCCCGGAGAGGGACUCUGUCCCCGGGGAGCCGUCGCCAAGCGCGUGCGGCGUUGGCGCCGAGGAGCCUGAGCCGGGGCGCGGGCGCCUUCCGCCGAGACCCGGCGCGCCGGCAGGUGUUGUCCGAACGCACCGGGACGUGGACCUCGGCCUCUCCUGGGACUGGGAGAAGGGAAGCCUGGUGUUUCAACUGCCCAGGGUCGGACUUGAGUUUUUCACUGGGGGCCGUGCUGCCCCUUCCACGUUUUUCGGUAGUUGGUGUUGGCGUCUCCGAUCUCCGAGAAUUCCUGGCCCGCCCCUCCCCCUCCAGUGACAUACUUGUGCAAGCGGUCACGGUUGCGUCAUGGGGCGGACGUGGGCGCUUCCUGUGGCCUUGCGGGGGUGUGGGGCCUGGGAGGAGGGUCUGGGGUGUGGCCCGCCCUGGGGGAUGGGAGGCGGGCGGCCUGAGUCAUGCCGCUCCCGCCUGCUGCUGGUUCGGCCCCGCGCCCCUGCGCCUGCGGCGGUGGUGGGGGCUGCUGUAAUUGCAGGCCAAACUUUUUCUCUUCGGUUGCGUUAGACGUGGGAAGACGGUCACAGUCUCCAGCGUGACCGUCCCUCGGACACACCGACACGAUCAACCUAGACGUUCCUGGUCUGAAUCACAAAUGGAGAGGGGUGGGUGUUAGGGCGCUGUCAGGCCGGACCGGGCCCGGUCUCUUGUGAGCCCGGGCCAGUUUGGGGACGGGAGAGCCUUGUCAGCGCGUCUGAGGGUCUGUUUACCCGUUUACUCUGGUGGAUUCUAACUCCAUCUAUCUGGUCUUUUGCUAGGAACGCCAGAUAGACAAAUAAAGACCAUUUGAAUCAAAA
Molecule: messenger RNA, 3855 nt
Organism: Equus caballus (horse)
Lineage: Eukaryota; Metazoa; Chordata; Mammalia; Perissodactyla; Equidae
Gene: IER2
Product: immediate early response 2
Source: RefSeq, a predicted model, not a curated record